AGAGAGGAGACUUCAGCACAGUUUGGAAAAGGAAAGCAGUCUUCGUGAGGCUCAACGGGAGGAUUUAUGAGAGAGAAAUAUGAUGGUGAUCUUUCCGAGAGAAAAGCACAUGAGGCAGAGGGAGAAGAGUUCCUCAAGUAUCAGGACUUUACAGAAAUCAUAUGGCAGUUUAAAUAUGCUUUUUGUACAACACAUGAGAGGUGCGCGAGUACUCUCCCACACAGCUGGAAACAUGCUGCACCCGCGAGCUUGCUGCACGAGAGAGGGAUCGCAGCGAGUUGGGAGGAAUCUGAUCUUUCAGAAUCAGCCUUUUCCCCCGAGCUGUGAGAGAGAGGUACCGGGCCCGACAUCCGGCGUGGGGAAUACACGGCUCAACAACCGCGAGCUGCGGUCUUGAAGUCGAGCCCGAGCCCUCUCUCAAAUCUCGGUUAAAAUUAAUCGGGAAGUCAGACUCCUCCCACAGAUGUAACCGAAAUCAAAGAGUAUUUAAAGAGACAGCAUUUGGAGAAGCUUCAGUCUGACUUAGGCUGCACUCUGUGGACACCUGCUGUAACUGCACCUCUCUCACACAGCUCUGAACAGAGGAGGCGGAUCCCUCUCUCAAAGCUCUGAAAGAAUAGUAUUAACGAGAGCACUUGUAAUAAGCACAGGAUCCAGACGAAGAAGACUGGAGAUGGCAGCUCAUACUUUGUGCAUUUUCUUACUUAUUGUCCACCUUCCUCUCGUAGGAGGCCUAGCUGUCGAUACAAUAUCAGGAGACCCAGUUCAGUUUCCAGAGACUGAACAGUGCAGGGAGAGAGGAGCGACACUUCAGCACACUUUGACAGGUGGAAGCAGUCAGGCUGUGGCUCGUCUGGAGGAUGUCUGGAAGCUGGCAGCAGGUUACAAAGACCGGAUGAGUCCAAACGAGUCUGUGGUCUUAAACAGGAGCAACAUCAACGACCAGGGACUGUACGGGUUAACCUGCGGCUCAGAGGAGAAACGUAUCCAUCUGAAUGUCAUCACAUCCUCGGAUAAAUCAGUGCCUGAGGGACAGGCUGCUGGAUUUACCUUCCACUACUUUACUGCAGGAGAACUCGGGAGGUACAGAGUGGAGAGAAACACACAGCUUGUGUUUGAGCUGGACCUCUCCUCCGGAAGCACCUCACAGGGCUCAGGGUUUGAGAACAGAACAUCUGUAGCCCCUCACUGGAGGUCCGAUGGAGACCUGACUCUGACCCUGCAGGGGGUGAAGCCCGAGGACCGAGGAGAUUACUUUCUCUACGUCCUCAAGGACAGAAAGAGGGGACAUCUGCAGGCUGUGAGGAUGAGGGUCAGCCCUGCACUGAAUACACCAGAGGAGAGGAACCCGGAUCAGAUCACCUGCACCCCCCAGCCACCAUGCAAGGAGACCCCGUGGAUCCCCCUCAGCAUCACCGCUGCUCUGGUUCUGGUUGCACUUGGUGUUGUGUGUCGGCAGAGGAUCUGCAGAUCACAUGUCUCACCCGGUGGAGGAAGAUCUCUGACAGAAGAGGAGAGUCAACCCAUCACAGACCCUCGUGUUCCAGAAGAGAAUGGACAUGCUUCAUCAGCUUAAUAUUCAUUUAUAAUGUAUUUUAUUGUCACUGCACUUUCCCUUCGAUGCAACACUUUCCCCUUUCUCUCUGGUCUUUGCUAA
Molecule: messenger RNA, 1657 nt
Organism: Gymnodraco acuticeps
Lineage: Eukaryota; Metazoa; Chordata; Actinopteri; Perciformes; Bathydraconidae
Exons: 3
Coding region: 674-1576 (300 amino acids)
Source: RefSeq, a predicted model, not a curated record